AUGCCUGCGUCAGGCCAGCCCCCUACGAAGGAAGAAUGCGCUAAACAUGGGCCUAACACUACGUGCCACCGGAACAUCGCCUUCGUGUGCGGCUCGGAUGGCCAAAGCUACGACAACCACUGCGAAUUUCUAAUUGCUGCAUGCGCCUCCAACUCCCACCUGUCCUUACAUGCCCGUGGGCACUGCGACGACAUACGCCCGACGACGGAUGAAUGCGAUCGUAUCGGACCUCUAUGUCCCCGCAUUUACAUCCCCGUGUGCGGCUCGGAUGGACGAAACCACGGCAACUCCUGCGAAUUUCAAAUCCGUCAAU
Aphanomyces astaci is the source of this 313-nucleotide messenger RNA. RefSeq lists its product as hypothetical. The transcript has a single exon. NCBI's taxonomy places the organism in Eukaryota, Oomycota, Saprolegniomycetes, Saprolegniales, Verrucalvaceae. The annotation marks the transcript as partial. The record is from RefSeq and is a predicted model, not a curated record. Gene Ontology annotation, molecular function: protein binding. Gene Ontology annotation, biological process: multicellular organism development; regulation of BMP signaling pathway; cell differentiation.